GGAGGCGGAGCCUUACGAACAUCGGCUUUACUCAUGAAACAACCUCCAGUAACCUUCCUCCACACACAUACACACGGAAUCUCUCCGGCAGAUAUCACCACUGCCACAUUCCUUCGCUCCGACAAGAAACCCCACACACUUUGUGGAUAAUUUUUGUUUUUUGGAUUUUAAUGCCUGAGUUAAUAAUUCAGCUAGCACUACUUUCGGGUAGUUUGCAUAUCGUUCUCUCCGGCGACGAGUGGCUGCGGUGCGGGGCUGAACAUAUCAGCAAGCUGUGUUUGGGUGCUCUCUCCCAGCCCCUCUCUGGAUGCAUCAGACUCCUCUGCCCCGGGGCCCUGGACCCGGUGUGUGACACCACCACCUUCACCCCUUUCCCCAUCCAUCAGUUCACCCUCUGCCCAAAAUUCCCUUCCACCUGUCCACCUCGAAGCUCCUGUCUUUGGCCCCCUGCCUCUCGACCAGCGGGCAGAGGCAGGGGGCCAUGGCGCCAUGGUAACCUUCAGUGGACGGAACCACCUCCUCGCUAUGAGCGGUGCGUCCUCUUCGGAGGGCAGGGUUCAGGGGCCAAACUUUACCCCGCAUCACUACAAGCCCUUCCGCUCGCAUGAACACUACCAGCAGGUGAUGCGUGCUCUGCGUAAGCUCCAGGAAAGUGGCUUUUACUGGGGUGCUGUUGGGGGCCGGGAGGCCAGCACCCUACUGCGCUCUGAACCGCCUGGUACCUUUCUGAUCCGCGACUCUUCAGACCACCACCACUUCUUCACCUUGUCUGUGCAAACAGCUCAAGGAACAAAGAACCUACGCAUCCACAGUGAGGGAAGUGGCUUCUUCCUGCAGCCCGAUGCUCAAAACACCCAAGAGCUUCCACAGUUUGACUGUGUGCUGAAACUCAUAGCACAUUACAUGGGGAAAGGGCCAGAUACUGGAAGUGGGGGCAAUUCAGGAGAGGCAAAAAUGAAGGGGCGCAAUGUUUAUUUAAUCCACACUGAUGGAGAGAAAAUCCCCCUGGAGUUGCGACGACCCCUCCUAACUUCCCUGUCAUCCUUGCAGCACAUGUGCCGGCGGACGCUGAACAACAGAGGCCUUGGUGCAUCGGAGCAACCCGAGCAGCUCCCGCGCACACUUAGAGACUUCCUGGAGGAUUAUGACGCUCCUAUUUGACUGACAGGAACUGCAGCGGUUCCGCUACAUAGACCAGGUGCCUGGAGGGCAGCACAGACCAGUUCUCAGAGCAUACGAGAAUGCUUGCGCCACCAGAAACUGACCAGACUGAGCCUUAGAUACUAAUGUAAGGUCAGUUUGCCGUAGAAGCCUAAAUCAGCUGAUCACAAAUCACUGAUGGGCGCUGUCUAACUAGAGUCUUGGAUGAGGAGCGUGAUUUGGGUAACCAACGAUUACCUCGUUCAUCCUGCCUUGGAAAAAACUGACCACUAAAGUGAGUGGCAGAUAAGGCCAGAGGUCAAAAGCCAAUGUUUCCUAUGACUGAUUCAGACGCAGAGCAAUGCCUCGUAGAAGAUUAACCCAAUUGGUCGAUGUAAACGAUGACAGGGAAUGCGUGAUCGAUACACCACUGGCAUUCGGGUGGGUUUAAUGUGCUUAAGAAGAAAUCUCGUCUGUCAGCAUGACAUUUACCACACUUUGGAUCAGCGGACAGAGAGACAGAUGGCAAAGAGGCUGAAAGGGAGUGAAUGAAGGAGAAGUUGCAGAGAAAAGGCUAAGUCCGAACGAGGGGCCCAGCACACAGUAUUUGUUUGUCUGAGUGUGUGUGUAUUUGUGUGUUGUGGUUGUACACAUAUUUCCAUUGCUGUUUCCCGCAAGUGUUGCCACAUCGAGGGGAGUGGGGAGGCCCUGCACGCUAGCACCACACACACACACACAUGCAGGUACAGGCCCACAUGAAGGUAUUGUUAGCAUGGGAUAAAAAAGACAUUACCAAGCAUUUUCUCCUUUUCCUGUUUGUUUCUUGUUUUGUCCUCCGCUACCCUGCCUUCUUUUUUUUUUGGAUGCUCGUCAGCUUUGACAAUGACAGAGAACAGACUGCUGUUGUCGAGACAAAAGCUUGUUACUGACACAAAAGCUUUGGCAUGGGACCAAACUAAGCAGCAGAACUUAUUUUUAUCCAGAUUAGGUAGAAAAAAAGAUGUCUGUGACACUGUAAAGCUUACUGGGGUUGAAGAUGAUGAGCUCAAAGAUAGGAAGGAGGUGGCUGAGGGUGAGAAAAGGGUUGGAAUCAAGGAGAAAGAAGAGCGGGAAAUGGGAUUAGGAAAGGGAAAUUGAAGAGGAUAGAGAGCAGUGGCAGUGGGUAGGGUAAGGGAGAAGAGGGAGGAGACAUACUGGUAUACAGCUUAACAAAAACAGUGAUGUGAUUGAUGAUAGAGUUCAACGGGACACUGCUCCUGUAAAUAUAGCAGCCAGUGCGAUAAAGAGACUUGGCUUAGUCUUAACUCUGUUUUUAGGCCUUCUUAGAUUAACAUAAUUGACGUAUUUCUUUUUGCUAGAAUGGGCUUGUGUGUUUGAGUGUCUGUGCUAUUUCUCUCCUGCUUUUCUUACACCAUUCAUGAAGGAGGAAAUAAGCUGUUAUUUGAACAUUUUGUUCCUCUAAAAAAUUUUUUGCCCCAUUUGCCUUCCAUCUCACCUCUGAAGGAGGGAACAGUUGGGUUUGUCUGUCUGAAAGUCAAGGGAACAGUCUUCCCAGAAGUGAUUCUUUAAAAAAAAAUGCCUUUUGUAAAACAAUAUUACAAGACUCAGAUUUGACCUAGAUUGUGUUUUUCUUUUUUUUUUUUUUCUUUUUUUUCUUCCCCCCCAUUCGGCCUCUUCUUACAUUCACCUGUGACCCAUAUAUGAUUAAUUGCUUUUUUACAUUAUAAAAUUUUGUGAACUUGUGGCAGCAUGAGACAAGGGAGGUGGAUUACAGCUUAAAAUGACACAUUUUUUUAGGUCAGAUCUGGGUCUUGCACUCGCAUCAUCACCAAGUUCUUACAUGUGCUGCAGCAGUGGACCAUGUGUUUGUGAAUCAUUUGUCUUUUAUAAAGACUCUCUUGCAAAAGGCUGGCCACUAGUCUGGCAAAAUACAAGCUGUAAUAUCGGAAAUGACAAAGCAUUACAAAAUAAAUGAAAAGGAUCGUUGCACAUAUUUAUAUUUCUAAAAUAUUUCAAUAAUUUAUAUUAAAGAGCACUAUUUUUACAAAAGCCAA
Messenger RNA from Melanotaenia boesemani (Boeseman's rainbowfish), 3194 nucleotides. RefSeq names its product suppressor of cytokine signaling 3b (gene socs3b). Gene Ontology annotation, biological process: phosphatidylinositol phosphate biosynthetic process; intracellular signal transduction. Gene Ontology annotation, molecular function: 1-phosphatidylinositol-3-kinase regulator activity. Gene Ontology annotation, cellular component: phosphatidylinositol 3-kinase complex. The record is from RefSeq and is a predicted model, not a curated record. The coding region runs from base 490 to 1161 and encodes 223 amino acids. The transcript is spliced from 3 exons. NCBI's taxonomy places the organism in Eukaryota, Metazoa, Chordata, Actinopteri, Atheriniformes, Melanotaeniidae.